UAUUUCGUCGCGCAAAGAGUCAUGGGAUUCUCCUUAUCUGACAAGCCAGCAAGCGACGGCCAUGCCAAGAAUGGCCUUUCUUUCAUAGGCCUUUUGCAUCCGAUCCGUCCAAUGAGUUUUCCAUGUGUUCUUGGCAUGAACGAAGUUGGAUGGGAAGAUGGAGCGUACCACAGCAAUGGUAUGACUCCAAAACUCGUAGGACGCACCAGUAAUGGUGGAUCGAAGACGAACAACGGUGGCUUCGAAAUUGUAGGUGGAAAAUCGAACGGCGAAGUUGCAAGUUACCUCUUCCAGCGUCAAGGAGUCGCUACCAGCUUUUCUAAAACAGUUGCAGAAAACGACAAAGGCAAUUUUUCCGGCCAGCGAUGGUCAUCAGUUGGUGAGGGAAUGUCGGAUCAGACAAAUUCUAAGGAUGGAGAACUGGACGACAAGUUCCAGAGCUUGUCUCUGAAUAACAAUGAAAAGAAAGCUGAUACACCAAUAGAGGAGAUUGCUUCUACUGCAAAGAAACUAUGGGAUGUUCAAGACUCUGGCGAGGAGAAUCAAGGGGGUAUGACAUCUGGCAUUUUCUUUGGGGAGCAGUGGAGGGAGACAGCCUGGGGCCCAUCAGUACCUCAUAUGGCACAGUCGGAGCAUGCUGUGUCGCAGCCAAUCAUGGUACAGCGUCCAGCCAAAGGGUCAAACUUUAAUAGUACUGCAGAGUCUCAGAGUGUACUGUCGCCCAGAUCAGCUGAUGGAGUAGGACUCAGCAUGGUGGAAUAUGUCUUAGCUUCAUCUCCUGGUGGCCAGGAGCUAGAUGCACAAAUAAUUAAAGCUGGAUUUGGAACGUCUCCAUCGUCUGAUGUCUUGUCAGAUAAGGGAUCUAAACCUAAUGGAGAGAGCAAAGGUAGUAAAGGAGGCUCACCCUUUGAAGAAGGAACAGGAGAAGAACUGAAGAAUGUACUUCAGGAAGAACAAGGACAUGAAUCUCCUAAGCCCUCCCCUAAGCAAAGUGGAGAGGAUGACAAGGCACCUGGAACCUUCAGCCGUACUCCAGGCAGCAGACAACCUUCCCCAACUUCAGGUUCACAGCAGCAAGAUGGUCAACAGGCCACUCAGCCACAGCCACCAUCUCAGCCACCAGUGGGCCAGAACAAAGGCAAGCCUUUUAAACAGUCAGAUCCUAUGGAAGACAUUGUCACACCUGUGGCCUUAAUAGAUCCUCUUGAAAGUGUGCAACUGGAGCAGCUGCCAUUUGCUACCCAGAGGGAGCCUGUGAUUGGCACUCCUACAAGCCCUUCAGACUUUGUGAUGGUUUCUGGGGCAUCCUUGCAAGGCCAUAAUAAUGUCACUUCUCAGCAUGGUCAAUCUCUUCACCUGACACACCAGCAUCAGUUGGCGCUGGCAAUGGCUGCCCAACAACAGCAGCAACAACAACAACAGCAACAGCAGCAACAGCAACAACUGGGAAUGCAGUCUGGCUUACAGUCCACAGGCAUUGGACAUCCAAACCCAUAUUUCAUUACUGCACAGCCUACACAAGAUCCAUAUGGUAAUCCAUCACUUGCUGCUGUCAGUGGUGGUGCACCUCAAGUGGUCCAUCCUCAGUAUGCAGCAUAUAGUGUUCAACCAUGGGGUAUGUAUUCUGCUGGAGCGUCCAACACAGGAGCUGGGUACCUCCAACAACAGCAACAGCAACAGCAGCAGCAGCAGCAGCAACAGGCUCAACAUGCUCAGUUACUUCGUUCCAACUCAGGAGGGAUGACUGGGCGGCCCAUGCAGGGGCAGAUGGAAAUCAUUGGGACACCACCAUCACACCAGCAGCAGGCCAUGGCUGCAGCUGCAUCUACUGGCACUAACUACCAGCUAAUUGCUCCACCUGGUACAACACCAUUAGGGUUAGGAGCCACGGCAUAUUAUGAUCAGUCAGGAAACUUGGUGCUUGGAAAUGCUCAAAAUGUCAACAACAUGGCUACUGCCCAAAUGGCUGCUGGUCAAAUAGGAGCCCUUAGAAUGGUGUCACCAGUGGUGGUAAAUGCUCAGAAUGCAGGUGCCAGUUCUGUUGCAACAGGACGAAUGGGAACUGCCAGUUCAAUGGGUGGGGCAUCUAACAUUGGGCUUUUUGGACAACAGACACAACAGCAGCCACAAUUAAACAGCAGUGCCCUGGGAUUGCUUGGUAGUGUUGUGGGAGGUACCUCCGGUGUUGGUGCUGUAGGAACCAUUCCAGGAGGAGGAACAAGGAGAGAUUCAAUGAAUGCCACAGAAUUUGGCAAACGUGCAGGAAUUACCCAGUACUAUGCAGCCCCAGGUGCUGUAAGCAGUCUUGCCAGUUUAUCAAUUUCAGCACAGCCUUCUUACAAUGCUCCUCAGGAGCUACCAACUCCUCCUCUUCUCUCACAGGGACAGUCGGGUUUUGGUGGCCAGUCAGGAUAUGGGGGACAGUCUGGCUUCACUGUUGGUAGCCCCAUUUCUAAUGGGCUCUCACGUUACAUGCAACUUGCAGCUGCUCCAAGGGAGUCCCACACUAAGUAUCAAGCAUCACUUGGUAGCCUUAGUGGAAUGCAAUUUGGCACUUCUUCUCUUGGGGGAAGCAGCUUUCGAGGGUCUAGAGGGAAAGAAACUGGCAGGAGUAGACUUCUAGAGGACUUCCGCAAUAAUCGUUACCCAAAUAUCCAGCUCCGAGACUUAGCAAAUCACAUUGUGGAAUUUUCUCAAGACCAGCACGGUUCAAGAUUCAUUCAGCAAAAAUUGGAACGUGCUUCUCCCAAUGAAAAGCAGAUGGUGUUCCAUGAAAUCCUUCCAGCUGCAUACAGUUUGAUGACUGAUGUGUUUGGAAACUAUGUUAUUCAGAAGUUCUUUGAGUUUGGGAGUUCUGAUCAGAAGCAUCACCUUGCAAACUGCAUCCGUGGACAUGUGUUGCCUCUUGCCUUACAGAUGUAUGGAUGCCGUGUGAUACAGAAAGCGUUGGAAUGCAUUUCUCCAGAUGUUCAGAAUGAUCUGGUGAGGGAAUUAGAUGGACAUGUAUUGAAGUGUGUCAAGGAUCAGAAUGGGAACCAUGUGGUACAGAAGUGUAUUGAGUGUGUUGACCCAUCCUCUCUUCAGUUCAUUAUUGGUGCCUUUCAAGCUCAGGUGUAUGCUCUGUCAACUCAUCCUUAUGGGUGCCGUGUCAUCCAGCGCAUCCUAGAACACUGCAUGCCAGAACAGACAUCUCAAAUACUGGAUGAACUUCACCAGCAUACUGAAAGACUAGUUCAAGAUCAAUAUGGCAACUAUGUGAUUCAGCAUGUCCUAGAACAUGGCACACCUGAAGACAAGAGCAAGAUUGUCCAUGAACUCAGAGGCCACAUUCUUAUUUUUAGCCAGCACAAAUUUGCAAGCAAUGUGGUUGAAAAAUGUGUAACCCACGCAUCUCGUGCAGAAAGAGCUAUGCUCAUUGAUGAAGUUUGUAGUAGUAAUGACAGUGCCUUGUAUACCAUGAUGAAAGAUCAGUUUGCAAAUUAUGUCAUCCAGAAGAUGAUUGAUGUGGCUGAACCCCCUCAACGUAAACUCCUGAUGCACAGGAUUCGACCUCAUGUUGCUACACUGCGCAAGUACACAUAUGGAAAACACAUUUUGGCAAAGUUAGAAAAAUAUUACAUGACCAUGAAGCCCACACCUGAUUUUCUCCCUUUGACCAAUGGUCCUUUACUUUAGAAAAAUUUCUUAUCCCAGCCAUGUUGUUUUCUUCCAAAUGUUAUCAGACUAUUUUGAAUAGAUGUUUUAAAAUUUCAUUCUUAAAACAUGAAUCUUAAAGCUGAUUUUGAUCUAGAUUUACUUUCAAUUGAUUCAGUUGAGCAUAGUUUUCAUCUUUGUAUUAUUGUAAAUUAUUCAGCUUAUAUUAUCCUGUCUAGUGAAUUGUUGCUUUAAAGUGUUUUAGUGUCUUUAAACAAAGUAUGCAAGGUGGUUCUUACUGGCAAGUUCAAACAUUGUCAGAUUCAAGCUUGUAUUUUAUCAUUUCAGUGGACUGUUAUGAAUCUUAAUGAACUGGCUGUGAAAGAGUUCAGCCGCACUCGGAAAAUUAAGUUGCAUAUCAAUUGCAUGCCUAGCAUAACUUAUAAAUUUAUUGUGAAUUAUGUAUGUUUGUCGAAAGAUGAUCAUAGUCCUGAUGGAUUGAAGAGAUUUUUGGAAACGUAAUAGUUGCACAUACAUGUACUCAACUGAACAAAGUGUAAAACAGAAACAACAAAUAAUGCUGAUCAUAUAUGAAGAGCAAAGACAUUUUCUUGGUAUUCUUAUCCUAUGUGGGUUUUUAGGAGUUGUAAACGUUUAUCAAUUCAAUACUGUUGUAAUAAUGCAGUGGACAUUUUACUAUGAAACAUGAGCCUUCAAAAAGAAAUGAAUUAUGUAUAAUAAGUUAAGUGUACAAUUGUACCAUAUGUACAGGAGAUGGCUUGUUAGUAUGGAUAGUUAAGGACUGUUAAUCUAUUGCCUGUAAAUUGUAAUGAUUUUGAAUAAGCUUAGGAACAUUCUUAUGGUUGGUGAAUUUGAAUCUGUGGUAAUUAGCCUGUGCUUGAUAAUUCAGAGUUGUUCAAUCUUGGAUAUUUGUUUCCUCAACAGCUAGUUAGUUCAGUGGAACACUUUUUCAUUCCAAAACCGAGUAGUAGACUAGGAGCAAGUCCAUCUUAUAAUGAAUUUUGAACACUGAAUUUUCUUACACUUAGCAUAUUCUGUGGUAGGAAAAUUUGUCAGGUCAAUGCAUUUGAAGAGAUCUUGCAUAUUUGCUUUGUCUGGUAAGCUACAGCGUAAUUCCAGGAAGAAAGAGAGUCAGUUAAAUCAAUUCCUUUUCACUUCAAUCGUUCGGUUGCAAUUGUAGAAGGUUAUAAAAAUUGCUUGCUCAAAUACUGUUUUUGCAUUCUGUAGCAAACCUAUUAGCAUGUACAGGAUAAAAAGUUGCAGCUGAGUAGAAUCUAUUGCUAGAACAUGACUAUCACUGCUUUACAGAAAUUAAAACCUUAUGGCGACAAUGGUAAUGACAACACUGUUGAUGUGAAAAUUGAUGAUGAGCAUUCCUCAUGUAAUAAAGAGAGAAUUGCCGAAUACUCACAAGUUAAUGUUUUUCCAACCUUCUAAUAGUUGUAAUUGAUUUUAAAUAUCACUAUUAAACUACCCGGUUCUUGCUUCAGAAUUAAGAACAAGAAGUGUAAAUGUUUCAAUUAAUGAUGAAAAAUCUUUCUUAACCAUGCCUAGCUGGCCGAUGGAUAGUUAGGUCUGAAUAUAUAAUUAACUGUUGUUUAUUGAAUGAGUGAGCUCUAACCUUGAGGAGACAUUAAGUAUCGCUUGAUUGCCAACCAUGUUUCAAGAACAUUCAAGUUUCUAUGUUUUGUACGUAUGUUGUGAAAUAUUUGGAUUUAAUUCAGUCCACAUGAACAACCCGAGCUUCUAUAUAUUUGAUUCAAAACAUUGUAACAAAAUUAAACCAUAAAGUAAUAAUUUUUCAAGUUAUUAGAUGUAUACCUUUGGCCACUUUAAUGAAAUUCCUGUACAUUUUGUACAUUUGUAAAUGACCACCCGUGAAUACAGUGUAUUACUUUGUAACCAACGUACUGUAUAAAGAACCUGCAAAUACUUGUUACACUGACGAUCGUAAAGGGCAAGUCGUUGUUUUGUGUAGUAAGGGUUGUAUUUUUUCAAAAGUCUGGUAAUAUCGAUUAUCUCUGGUUUCCUUUGGUUCUCCACAAAAUAACGACUUGUCCUUGUGACUCGAUGCCGGGCAGGGCAGUUUUCCUUUAGUGACUAGUUCGUUCCACUGUUCAUAUGUAUCCAGGAAUAGACUAUAAAUAAAAAAUGACAUGGUAUAGAGUAUGGAUUCUGUAUCAUGUCAAUCAAAUGCAUGUAGAACUUACUGCCGUUUUAGGUUUUAAUGUAAUUUUAACAGGUUCGUUUUUUCCCGAGCCUUACAGGUGUCAUGAAGCAGAAGGGUUUGUGUUUUGUAUUUUAUUGUGUAAUACUGAUAGUACCGCCUUGUACAAUGUAUGCGGUUGUGUAGACGAUUGUAAAUGAUGUAAAGAAAGUAGUCUUUUGAAUUGCUAUAUUAAAGGUUAAGGUGGUUGCACAAAUAAAUCGUUGUUUAUUGCU
Orbicella faveolata is the source of this 6096-nucleotide messenger RNA. RefSeq names its product pumilio homolog 2-like. NCBI's taxonomy places the organism in Eukaryota, Metazoa, Cnidaria, Anthozoa, Scleractinia, Merulinidae. Gene Ontology annotation, cellular component: cytoplasm. The record is from RefSeq and is a predicted model, not a curated record. Gene Ontology annotation, molecular function: mRNA 3'-UTR binding. Gene Ontology annotation, biological process: post-transcriptional regulation of gene expression.